Molecule: messenger RNA, 5366 nt
Organism: Neogale vison (American mink)
Lineage: Eukaryota; Metazoa; Chordata; Mammalia; Carnivora; Mustelidae
Gene: CCDC174
Product: coiled-coil domain containing 174
Exons: 11
Coding region: 102-1499 (465 amino acids)
Cellular component (GO): nucleus
Source: RefSeq, a predicted model, not a curated record
CUAUUAUUACAGACUCUUCCGGUUGUGGGGAACGCAGGCAUUUGAGGCCUGCGGGAGACGUUGUCGGGUCCAGCUUUUUGCUGAGACACGCUGGCGGCAGAAUGGACCGGAGGAAAAAGCCUUUGGAUGUUACGGCCUCCUCGUUGGUAGACCUUAAGGCUGAACUCUUCCGAAAACAAGAAGAAUUCAAACAAGAAAAACUUCUAAAAGAUUCCGGAGUUUUGGGAAAACCAAAAACAACUAAUAAGAAACCCAGUAUCUGGAGCAAACAGAAUGCAGGAGUUUCAAAUCGAGCUGAGAAGGAUACAGAACAGAAGAUCGAGGAACAGAAGACUUUAGACAAAGCAAGGGAGAAAUUGGAAGAAAAAGCCAAAUUAUAUGAAAAAAUGACUAAAGGAGACUUUAUAGAUGAAGAAGUGGAAGAUUUGUACCUUGUGGAUUUCACACAGAAGAUCAUAGAUAAACACAAAGAAAUGGAGGUGUUUGGUGCCAAUAGAGAUUCUAGAAAGACAGCAGAAAGAGAUGAUGAUGAAGAAAAUCUUUCUGAAAAAGAUAUACCUCCUCCCCAGGACCCCAGUGAAGAAUGGGUGGAUUAUGUGGAUUCUUUGGGGCGAUCUCGGCGCUGUAUGAGAAAGGAUUUGCCAGAUUUGCUGGAAAUGGAUAAAAAUCUUCAAGGGAGGCUUUUCGUUAGUCCUGCUAAUGAGAAAACCUUAUUAUCUGAAGAUAUGAGAAAAGAACUUCAGCGCCAGCAAUGGGAGGAAGAAGAAAGAGAGGCCUUGAAAAGGCCAAUGGGACCCAUACAUUAUGAAGACAUUCGUGAAAAUGAGGCCCGGCAACUUGGUGUUGGAUAUUUUGCUUUCGCUCGAGAUAAAGAGUUGAGAAGCAAGCAGAUGAAAACAUUAGAGAUGCUACGUGAACAGACAACAGAUCAGAGAACAAAACGAGAGAACAUAAAGGAAAAGCGAAAGGCAAUGUUAGAAGCAAGACUUGCUAAACUCCGACAAAAAAAGAUGAAAAAGUCAAAAGAAGAUGGAGCAGAGGAAGAAAAUAGAGAUGUUAUUGGACCUUUGCCACCAGAACCAGAGGCUGUGCCAACUCCACGUACUGCUGCCCAGAGUAGCAAAGUAGAAGUCAUUGUUCAGGAGAGGAAGGAUACCAGGCCCGGAGUGCCCCAUGUCCGAGAGUGGGACAGAGGAAAAGAAUUUUCCUUCGGGUACUGGUCGAAGAGGCAGGCAGAUCUCCGGGCUGAGAGAGAUCCUGAGUUUGCUCCACCAUCAGAUUAUUUUGUGGGACAAAAGAGAACUGGUACCUUCGGUAGCCAGACAUGGAACAGACCUGCACCUGCACAGAGUGACCCAGGACAGUGCUCUGGCCAGAGCCAUGACCCCAGCUCUUCACAUACAUCAUCCACUCCUGCCCCCAGCAGCCCACCACAAGCCCCCACAGUCACUUUCGAAACUCUGGAUGAUAUGAUAUCAUAUUAUAAACAAGUGACAUGAACUUCAAAACCAUUCUCGCUUGUGUCUAUACUACGAUGGUGCCUUUUUCUCCCAAAUUGGGGAAAAGAUAACUUUAAAGAUUGAAUUGUAUCUUUCUCCUCCUGUUUUUUCCCUAGAGGAUACAGACUUCUGUUGGAUUUGUUGGAUUUGUCAGCAAAGAAGAAACUGAAUGGUACUGUGGGAAUUCUGUGGCCACUUGGCUGUUCAUUUCUUUCUGAUUGAUAGGAAGACCUGUCCUUCUGGAUUUAUGUGUAAGCUGUCAUAACAUGACCCUAAGGAGCUUGUAAUCCUGUUUCCUGCCCACUUCCUUGGCUUAUUUGAUUUAAGGGUUCCAUUCCUUUCCUUUUGCAAAUACUAGCAUGCAGCUUUCUUUUUUCCAAGGAUUCAGCUUCCGUAUCACUUGAUGGAGUGUCUGUCAGGAGGCAUGUUUGCCUGUCAAAGUGGCAAAUGAGGAAACACUGUGCAGGGCAAAGUAAUUUAGUCUCCAAGAAGACCCUGAAGCUGGUGGACUAUUAAGCAAUAACAUUUAAAAUGAUAAGGAAGACCAGGGAGUAGAACCUCAUAAUCCAAAAGGGUAGGAGGUGAAGUCACUUAUAUUGUCACCACACAUGCCUGGUGGGUAUUCAUUAAGUGUGUGUGGAGUACCUGAGGCCCAUGUGGAGGCUGUCGGACCGAGUCAGAGAGUGAGAUGCUCUUCAGCUUAAGGGUUACUUUUUCAGCUCGGCCUUUCUCUGCUGUGCCCACUGUAGGCCCUCAUCACUUUCAGGAGCCACAUCACCUCAGAAGUCUUACUGAAAUAGAUCUGGGCUGGAGUGCGAGGCAGGGAGGUCCCUUCAUCCUUACUAACAGUGAAUUAGUGAGCAGAACUCUGGAAGCCUUUUCUGUGCCUGAAUACAUCCCAUCCUCUGCCUCCUGCACCUCAGUGUCUUCAUGGCUCCAGACAAGCAGUGGGAGUUGGCCACCAGAUCUUCCAAGUGCCAGAAGGAGCCUAUACUCCUGUGGGCUCCAAUCCACAUAGUCUCGGUGAUAUUGAUGGGAGUGCUCAUUAUGGAUUGCAAACUGGAGCCCAGAAAAGGUCAACAACUUGUCCAAGGUCAUGUAGCAUCCAAACGGCAGCUCUGGGACUUAUAUGUAGCUUGUUUAGGCUCACGUUUGCUCCAAAUUCAGUUUCUCCACUGCCCUGUGCUCUCGGUGUUGUCACUCCAGUAUUAAGUAGUACUAGAUGAAAAUCCCAAAUUCUUGCAAACUUAACCUCUGAACUCCAUGUCAAGGGCAAAGUUGCCUGUCCUAAGGGUCAUUCUGUCAGUCUGAUUAGGCAAAUCUCUUUUUAAAAAUACACAUUAAAAUCAACUGACCCAGCCAUCUUUUUGCAGAAAUUGGUAAGCUGAUCCUAAAUUUGUGUGGAAUUGAAGAGGCCCAGAAUAUCCAAAAUAAUCUGAAAAAGAACAAAGUUGGAGGACUCUCACUUUCUGUUUCAAACUUAACUACAAAGCUACAGGAAUCAAAGCAGUGUUGUACUGACAUAGGAUAAGUACCUAGAUCCAUGGACUAGUGCUGAGAGUCCGAAAAGAAAGCUCUGUUUCUGUGGUCAAUUCAUAUUUGACAGUGGUGCCAAGGCCAUCCAAUGGGGAAAGAAUAGUUUCUUCAAAAGAUGAUUUUGGGACAGCUGACUAUCCACAUGCAAAAGAAUGAAUAUGGAUCCGUAACUCAGGCGAUACGCAAAACCAGCCCAAUGUCAAAAUGGAUCAAAGGCCUAAACAUAGGAACUAAAACUACGUAACCAACUGAAACAGCUUUUGGGCACAAGGAGAAGAGACAGAAAAAAAAAAUUGGAAUAGUAGAAAGAAAAAAAUAGAAUUAUUAGUUAUACUGGGAACAUUGGAAAAUGGAAAAAUGGAAGGAAGGAAGAAAACACAAAUGAGAAAGAUGGAAAAGAUAUGAUUAUAAGAUAGAGAAGGACUUGGGCUGUAUGUGGAGGGGAUGGGAAGGCUGGUCAGGCAGCAGUAAUCCCUGUGGGAGCCAGUGGUCAUGAGAGGGAAUCCGAAAUAACCUUUUUUUGCUCAGGAUGGCCCAACCUAGGGUGCAUGGUGAAGCAGUCUGCAUGUUGGCUCAUGGUCACUGUCGACUAGGAACUGUAAGUCUCAGAUUUUCUCUAGGAUUUCAAAACUAUUUUAACAUUUCUCAUCCUGUCUCAGCAUACAGGUUGUUUAGUGUUUCAGGAGCCCAGUUGUUAGUUACAUCCUCUUGCCUUUCAGACCCAGAGUUCAGGUGUUGACACAAUUUCAGUUUUACCAUUUCUCAUGGGCCUGUUUUAUAGUGUGAGUCCAGCAGAUGGCGCCAGCAUUCUCAAGACUUCAGAUUCACUGCAAUAGCACCACCCAGUAGAAAUAGGAUGUAAACUGUUUCCAGUUUUCUGGGAACCACAUUAAAAAAAGUGAAAUUAAUUUCAUGAUAUACUGUAUUUAAUCCGGUAUUUAAUCCAGUAUAUCCAAACUAGUUCAACUAGUUCAAAUUUAAUUAUAUUUAAAAAUAUCCAGAUAUUUUAUAUUUCUUUGCACACUGAGUUUUAAAAAAUCUGUAUAUCCCCCAGUGGUACAUCUCAAUUCAGAUGUUAAAUUUUCAUCAGGAAUACUUGGUCUAUAUUUGUAUUUCUUAGCAAAUACAGUGAAAAGGUAGAUUCACACACCCAAGUUCCAUACACACAAACAUUUCUAAGUUUGCCAGUAACUAUCAAAUAUCAGUUCUUUUUUUUAAUUUUUAAUUUUUAUUAACAUAUAACAUAUUAUUAGCCCCAGGGGUACAGGCAAAUAUCAGUUCUUAAUACAAUUUUACUUCCUUAGUCAUGCUAACCACAUUUCAGAUACUCAGAAGACAUGACGCUAGUGCUACCGUCUUGCAUAGCACAACUCUGCAUGAUCUGAUUUUUUAUAUGCUUUAUGGUCUGACUACAUGUAAUCCUCCCAUUAGUAGCUAAAGGACUGAUAAACAUUUCUUCCAGUCAUGCAUUAAGCACUGAAGCUAUUCUUACUGCAAUGUUUAACUCGGAGGCAAGGAGUCAUGAACUCUUCUGUCAGAAAACAUGACCACACCUUACUCGUAUCUUUGUAGAGCUAAGCGAAAUGUUUUGGAUCAGAAAUUGCUUUGAAUUAUUUGUUUUCACCGUAAUCUUUCUUCUAGGCCUUUGUGUGUUUUGAUACAGUCCCUUUGAAUUGGCUAAAUAAAUCAUUUUGUUCGCUUGCAAAAUUCCCAAAGGAGAAACUUUAAAUCCAUAUACAUGAGAUUCCUGCUAUGUUUAGCCAUACAUUUGCCAGACUUGUGGGAUCAUUUAUUUCCUCUUAAAGCCACAGUGCAGCCUGCAGGAUGGUUUUCAGCUAACCUUGUUGUGACAUCGAGAGGAGGCAGUAGAAUUUAGAAUUUGGAACAGGGGUCAGUACUGGUCUUUACAGUUAAUACAACAUAGAGGAGCCACGCCAUAUGUGUUUCGUUUCUUUUUCAGCCAGUGAAUUGAACUAAGUCAGUUAUAUGUCAAGCAGUUUGUGUAAAAAGCUAUAUGGCUAAGGUAAGUGAUGAUAAUUAGAAUUGUUGACCUGCUGGAAACAGAGAGAAAGUGAAAUCCCCAGGUCCUCCCGCCCAGCCUUUUUGAGCUGCCUUAGUGAGGCAUUUAGCUAGUGUAGAUUAUGGACAUCUAGCUUAAUGUUUAAUGUUUGGGGUUGGGGGUAGAGAAUGAUGUAAUAGGUGUACACUAUUGUGUAGGAAAACUGGAAGAUUAAUGAAAUGAAGCAAGGUGUUUUAAUGAAAACCUGGCACUCAGGCCCAGUAUUGAUCUGUUACCAUGUUUCUUAAUAAAUCCCGGGCUGCAUUUAUAUA